GUCGUCCAUCUCGCACGCAACGACCUCCUCAUCAUCCUCAUCCUCUCUCAUCUCUCUUCUUGAUUAUCUUCUCUUUCCAUCCAUCUCCGUCUCCUCUUUCUCUCCCAUCCAUCACCCCUCGCAUCUCAUCACCCUCCUAUCGCUCAUUGCAUCAACCAUCACUCUUUCCACUCACCUCUCUCGCCCUCCUCCCUCCUCCCUCCUCCCUCUUGCCUCCCACCCACUCGCCUUAACAGCAGGCUUCUCCUCACUCGCUCGCCCGCACUCCCACACCCUCGCACCCACGCCAACACUCCCAUCUCGCAACGGGCGGCGUGGUCGCCAUGUACACUCCGCCCCGCUCCCUCGCAAAACCCGCUCCCAUGGCCUCGGUAGUGCGCACUCCCUCCCCCCUCUCCGCUGGCUCAACUCUUCCAACCCAUCUCCCCACCUUGCCGCCAGCCUACCACGCCCCUCCCCCACCUCAACCUCCAGCGUCAAAGCCCUCUCUCGGCUACAGAGCAUACCCUGCCUACCACCCCCAAGCCCUUGACGUCAGCGUCAUCGUCUCCCAGGCCGCCGACACCGCUGCAACUACCUCGGCAUCUGGCUUUCGCCGUGCUCACUCUCGCCCAGCAAGCGUGAGCAUGGCUCGUGGCGCUUCUCUCGACGCAGAGAAGGGAACCGGUGGCAACGGCACUGCUGGGCCAUCGCCGCGUGCAAGCUACGACGUGCGCCGCUCACAUGACCUCCGCGAGCUCAACAUGCGCCCAAGCCAUGACAUUCGCCGCUCUCAUGAUUUCCGCCCCAGCGUUGAUUUCGGUGCUACUCGCCCGUCCACCGACUUUGGCCGUCCCUCGCAUGACUUUGCCGCCUUCCCUCCAUCCUGGGCGCAUGCAGUGCAGGAUGAACCGCCCCGCAGCCGAAUCCCGCUGCGCCAGCUCGCGAUUCGCGCCGCCCGUGAUCGUCUCGGCUGCGGUAACCGCUCUGGCGCCCUAGGCCGUGGUCUCAUGAUCGGCUGGGUGCUCACAACUGUCGGCUUCUUGGCCGCCACAGCAUUCUGGAAGGGCGAGCUAUUUGCUGCUCUUGACCACUUGAGCAAGGAUCUAUAUGACAUGGGCUACCGGGGACUGUUCGUGUUUGGCGUCCUAAUCUUUAUCACCACCAUCCCUCCGCUGCCACUAUACUCGACACUCAUCGUACUGUCCGGCUACACCUUUGGCGUGUGGAACGGAUUCGUGGCGAGCUACAUUGCGUCCCUCGUCGGAGCCGUGGCGGUUUUUGUGGUGUCGCGCACUAUGCUGCGCGAUGCUGUGACACGGUCACUAGCAUCGUCACCCACUGCCACGUCUCUUCUCCAGAUCAUUCCGCAGAACCCUCACCUUCUGCUGCUCAUCCGCAUCGCGCCGUACCCGUACAACCUGCUCAACGUGGUCCUCGCGUCGGCGCCUUCGCUCUCUCUGCAGACAUAUACGGCUUGCACGGCUCUCUCGCUCUGCAAGCUGGUACUGCACACAUGGAUUGGUGCCGGCAUCCACGACUUGUCUGCUGCCUACGGCACGGGAGAGGAGGGCGCCGAACCCGCGCCGCACGACGACGCGCAGCACGAGCGCGUCAAGGCUGGUGUGACAUGGGGCGGCAUUGUGCUCUGCUGCAUCCUAUUCGUGUACCUCACACACAUUGCCAAGCGCGCGAUCGCGAGGGCGCAGGAGGAGCAGUUGGGCACGGGUAUGGGUAUUUCGGAGGAGGAGGUUGCAUUCCUCAGUGCGGUGGGAGGGCGCGACGACUCGGAGUAGGACAUCUCGGGUUGGGCAUUUUUCUCUGGCAUACGCUGGAGCUAUCGGUUGUACUUUGAACUAUGCAUACGGCGUCGCCGACUCGUGGGAUGUGUCAUCCGCGGUG
Cutaneotrichosporon oleaginosum is the source of this 1881-nucleotide messenger RNA. RefSeq lists its product as uncharacterized. Gene Ontology annotation, biological process: mitotic spindle elongation; vesicle-mediated transport. The record is from RefSeq and is a predicted model, not a curated record. Lineage: Eukaryota; Fungi; Basidiomycota; Tremellomycetes; Trichosporonales; Trichosporonaceae. Gene Ontology annotation, cellular component: Golgi membrane.